Molecule: messenger RNA, 8818 nt
Organism: Lampris incognitus (smalleye Pacific opah)
Lineage: Eukaryota; Metazoa; Chordata; Actinopteri; Lampriformes; Lampridae
Gene: pdzd2
Product: PDZ domain containing 2
Exons: 20
Molecular function (GO): protein binding
Source: RefSeq, a predicted model, not a curated record
AUGCCCAUUACCCAGGAUAAUGCCCUGAGCCAUCUGCCACUGCUGAAGGCCUGGCUGAGUGCCCAGACCAGAAGACAAGAUCAGAGUCACAUCAUCUCUACUUCCUCCCUGUAUUAGAAUGAAGAAGGGAAGAGCAACAGUGUCUGCAGCACCAGUAAUGGUGCUAAUGUGGGGGACGUUUCCCUUUGCCUGGCCGCUAUCCGGAAACUGGUGGAGUACAUUCAACUCAACUUUGUCGAAAACGAUAGAGCUCUACCGGCUCCACCCCGACCCUCCAAGGAGGGGUUAGAGGUCGAGGUACAUGCCAUUUGCCUCACAAAGGCAGAUGAAGACGUGGCAGAGUUUGGCCUUAGCUUUGGAAAUAUCCCAAUCUUUGGAGACCCUGAAGGAAGGAAGAAGAUUGGGCGGUGGAGAAAGAGAAAGGGCGAUCAGGGGCCCAUGCUAGAUGUGGGCUACAUCUGGGUGACUGAAGUGAGGAAGACGAGCCCGGCGGCACGCUGUGGGAAGAUCAAACUCCGUGACGAGCUGCUGUCACUUAAUGGACAGCUCAUGGUGGGAGUCGACGUCACGGGGGCCAGUUACCUGGCUGACCAGUGCUGGAAUGAUGGCUGCAUAUAUCUGAUUAUGCUGCGGCGAAUGAAGCGCAAGGCCCCUCUCCCUCCUUGCAAUGGCAAUGCUGAAACUGCAGUUGGUGGUAGGACGGACAGCUGCAGAGAAGAGCGACAAUGCAGUACAUCUUCACAGACACCCACUGUCCCAAUACAAAAUGACCAGCGAACUCGCAAAGUUGGUGUAAUACCUCGGUCAUCAUUUCACCAAGACAGCAAAGAGAGUUGGGACUCUGAACGUGAAAAUGGUUAUAGUUGCUUUGACCUUGCUGUGUACGAGGAAACAAGCUGCCCCCUUUCCACAGACACACUAACAGGACGGCAAGAGGUAGACACCUUACCUCAUGUGAACAAUUUCCCCCAUCAUCUACAAAAUGGGAAGACUGCUACCUUACCUACAAAGUCUCGUAGUGGGCUUCUGGAAUACAAAAUGGCUUUAUUCAGCAGCGAGCCAUCAAGUCAGACCAGAGAGGGUAGUCACAUCUGGAAGAUGCACAUGGUAAAGGGAAAGGAGGGCUUAGGCAUCCAGAUCAGAGGAGGUCGUGGUUCCAAGCGUUCCCCGCAUGGUAUCAUCAUAGCCGAUGUCGAGGAUGGAGGUGCCACCCAGAGGGAUGGUCGUCUACAUGCUGGAGAUGAGCUGCUGAUGAUUAAUGGUCAAUCUCUUGUGGGUCUUUCUCAUCAAGAGGCUGUGGAAAUACUCCGUUCUACCACUGGCCUGGUACAGCUGGUUGUUUCCAGCAGGGAUGAGUUGGAGGUGGACUUCCAAUGCUACCCAUCCACCAGCCUGCCUGAUCUGGUGAGUACGUGUAGUUCCUCAUCAGCUCUCUCUCAGAGCAAUACUACUGAUGCCGCAACUUUCCUUGGAGAUGAGGAGACCACAGAGAUAUCCAAACCAACCAACGAUGUGCUCACUGACCAGGAGAAGGUGGAAGACCAAGGGUUGAUAGAGGGUUCUAAAGGAAAUUGCCACAGCCCCUCAUCUGUGAAAUUGCACAGUCGGUCUCAAGGGGGGGGCAGUCGACUAGAGUCGGUGGGUGAGGAUGAUGAGCUGAUUGUUGAGAACGGUAUGACAGGCUGUGACAUGGCAGAGAAGCUGGUACAUGGUCGACGGAAGCACUCUUUGCCACAACAAUUGGACCCUGCUGGUGUACGACAGGAAUACCAAAUAGUGAAAAAAUCAGCUCGUUCCCUAAGCACCGUUCAAGUGGAAUCGCCAUGGCGACUGGCCCAACCGUCUAUUAUCUCCAAUAUAGUGCUGAUGAAAGGACAGGGCAAGGGCCUGGGCUUCAGUAUUGUUGGUGGUCAAGACUCAGCACGUGGUCGAAUGGGGAUAUUUGUCAAGACCAUUUUCCCCAGUGGAGCUGCUGCAGCUGAUGGGCGGCUUAAAGAGGGAGAUGAGGUUCUGGAAGUAAAUGGAGAGUCUCUCCAAGGACUUACACAUCAGAAGGCUAUUUGGACCUUUAAGCAACUGAAAAAGGGUGUCGUGACUCUGACUGUGCGGACACGCCUGCGCAGCCCCACCCUGACUCCUUGCCCCACCCCCACUCUUCUUAGCUGCCCCAGUUCGCCGAACACCAACACAAGUGGGGGAACACCACUCCCACCAGGGUGUGAAGAUGUUGACAGCCGCAAGGGCCAAGGCCCAGGCCCCAAAGAUCGCAUCAUCAUAGAAGUCACCCUUAAUAAAGAGCCUGGUGUGGGACUAGGCAUUGGAGCAUGCUGCUUGACCUUAGAGAACUCUGCUUCAGGCAUUUACAUCCACAGUCUGGCACCAGGAUCCGUGGCCAAGAUUGAUGGCAAGCUCAGUCGUGGAGACCAGGUUUUGGAGAUGGACUCAGUUAGUCUUCAUCAUGCUGCCCUGAGUGAAGCCUAUGCUGUUCUCAGUGAAUGUGGUCCUGGACCUGUUAGUAUCAUCAUAAGUAGACACCCCAUUCCCAAGAUGUCAGAGCAAGAGAUGGAUCGUAUCAUAGCUCAAUCCACUCACAGGGGCAGCAUGAGCAAUGAUGGACACCAGUCUCACACUUUAGGUCUCUCCUCCAAGACUGCCUCCCCAACAGUGAGCUGUAAGCAGGUGGAAGGCUCUCCAGAUCUCAGCUGGACAAUGAAGAGAUUCCUUGAACCUGCUAGUAGGCAAGGGUCCCUAAGCUCAGAGAGCGAGCUGGCCCAGUACUUCUCCCAGGAAGCUGCCAGCCAUAUGUCCCUGUCUGAAUCCAUGCUUUUGACUUCUGGGGAUGCUGACAUACUGCCCCACAAGAGCUACAGCUCCUCUGUGGAUGCCUCCACUCAGCCACAUGGAGUGGAGAACGAUUUUGUGUACCAUCAAUCAGAAAGCAAGGCUCCUGGUUUAGUGAAUCACCAUGUGGAGGCAGCACAUCAGCAGAGUGUUGGAAAUAGCCCCAACUCAGUUCGGAGCCCACUUCUCCGCCAGCGAUGGGUUAUGUGUUAUGGGGACGAGCUUAGUGAUGAUGAAGAGGACCCUGAUGCAGCUGGGUUCAACUUGUCCCACCAAAGGGUAGCAAAACUCAGGGCUCUUGUCUCCAGUGAAGCCCAGAUAACCCACUUAUCUGACAAUGACUCUAGCAGUGUAUUUGCUACUUCAUCAUUGGAGGUAGAUAGCCGAAAUGGGAGUAUUGAGAUACCCACACUGCACUAUAAUAGUUUCCUUGAGUCUGAGGAAGGCAUCAAAAGAAAAUCGGGCUUUGAAUCACCCAUCCUGCCCCUCUCUCCCUUUAAACAGGAUGAUGUUUUUCCAGUUAAUGUUGGCUCUGGGUCAAGUAACUUGGCUGUUAACAAAAAUAACUGUACCAGCCGAGAUGGUGGACUGACAGAAUUAAAGCACUUCCUUAAGUUGGAAGACAAAGCUGUAACCCAUAUCAAACACAUGAUGAGCAUUGAGGCACCGAACACGCCCCAGCAACCAAAGCUGAAAGAUGGGGACUCUUUCUCAGCGUUGGACUCAGUCCAGUCCUUUGCCAAAGCCCCACAGUCUGGAGGGAUGCUCCCCACGACACCAGGGCAGUUGAUACACAAUCAACAUUGUAAAAUGGGGGAGACCAAUGAUCAGGCAGGUGCAUAUAGGAUGUACACAGUGGUCCUGAAGAGACAUGAGGAGGAAUCAUUUGGCCUUGACCUGGAGAUCAUUUCAUGCCCACUGACGGUGGUCAUCUCUGGGAUUAGAUCUGGAGGAGCUACAGAAAGGGAAUCCAAGGGCAAAAUUAGUGUUGGAGAUGAAAUUGUUGCAAUUGGAGAAAGACUGGUCUGUUCUUCUACCUAUCAGGAGAUCUGUGACCUCAUACAUAACCUUCCUAUUAUACUUUCCUUGGAAAUCAAGAGAGCGGUAUCAGCUUUAGACCAGCUGUCCCGUUCGAUAUUGUCAUCUGGGGGCUGUGAUGGCGCCACUAGUAUUGACCCAACUACACCACCUCAGAAGUCAGUUGAUGAAGGAGAGAAGGCGAGUACUAAUCCAAAGAAUACCCCGCCACUGAAAAAUUCCAAGCCUUCAGUCCAAACAAGUUAUGACCAUCAUAUACCUGUCACCAAUACCAAUGUUUUUAUUUCAGAGCUAAGCCUCACUCAUGAUAAAAAUGCAGCCUCCAAUUCCCCCUAUGAAAUAUUACAUAAGAAUGUACCCUGCUGGCCAACACCACAGACGUCACAAGAGAAUGAAAGAAGUGGCGUUCAAAUCAGUCUUCCAGACUUUUCCUGCUUGGCUGCACAAGAUAAUAAAAGUUGCCUCUUCCCUGCAGGGAAAACAUUCUUAAACAGUUACUCCAGAAACGUCAUUCAUCUCAAAGAUGAAAACUUUCUUAUUGGAUUGAAUAAGGAGAGCUCUGGUGAUAAUUCUAAAAAUGUCUACCAUAUGGUAGACAGUGAUUCAGAAAGUGACUCAGCCUUUGCGGGCAACCACAUUGUGGAUGAAGUAGCCAUCAGGGGUGGUUAUCCCAAAGGACCAGACUCUGAUGAGGAAGAAGUAGAGAUUUGCUUGAGUGAAGCCUGUAAACCUAAUGCUCUGAUCCAGGCUCAGCCAACUAAAUUAAUAGAUGCGUCAGUGUCUCCUCAAAGUACCAUCUCAUUUAACUGUCAAAACACAAUGGUCGGUCUGACCUUUGAUUUAUCACAGAAUUCUGCUGUUUCACUGGGAAACAAAGACAGGAGAACAACCAAAAGUCCAGAGGUCUCACAAUCUUCAGAUGCAUACCUCACUGGUGAAUCCCAAGCAGCUCUCUGUGAAGAUACAACUCCUGUGACUUCCACAGAGUCAACCAAAUGCCAUGUCAGUACUAUGAAUGGGCUAUUUGACAAAGCCAUGACAUCUCUAGCAUCUAAUCCUGUAUGCGAAAGUACUUGCAGCAGUCACACUUCCACACUAGACACCCAUAAUUUAUCCCCACACAGUCAGGAAAGGACAACGAAGUUGAAUGAUGACAUCACACCUUCAGUGGGGCAGUCUAAUACACAGAAAUCAUUCCAUUCAACUUUGCUGAAAUUAAAGACUUUCAACACAAGCGACAGCAGAUCAAGCACAACAGCAGCAACAUCCUUAACAACAAAAGACAAGGGAGAAAAUGCCCAAGCUGUAUUAACAUACAGAAUGAUCUCAAGUACCCCCACUAAAACCUUGCUCAGGGCAUCAGUGGCAACAUUGGCUAAUAGUUCAGAAUCUCCUGUAUUGCACAGCAAGAUUAAACUACACGGAAAAUCUCCAAAUACACAGAGCACUAUUGCUCCCAAAUUAAUGGGUCUGAUAAUCAAAGGUAAAAACAAAAAAGAGGCUCACCUUUCUGUGAAACCUACCAGAGCAGAUAGUCCAGAUCCUAGGAAAGCCUGUGCUUUAUCGGUCCGGUCAUCCCAACUACCUGCCAAAACAGAGGGCAUUUUCAGUAGUUUGAAGAUCAAUAAACAGCCUGACACACAUAAGAUUUCUGUCAAAUGUGGUGAAAGAGGGCAAGAUAAGAGCAAGUCCAGUCCUGUGGGUAGCUCAAAUGUAGCACAUAGAAAUGGUAAAUCAGAGAUGGCACAAUCUGACAUGAAAAAUGGAGUCCAAUCAAACCAACGGCAGCAAAAGUCUCUGGUAGUCACCAAACCAAAGGACCAAGUGGAGAUGCCUGCAAUUCAGAGGGCAUUCAUAGAGGUUCGACUGUCAAAAUCAUCAUAUACACCAGUUUCGUCACGUAGAGGAACACUGGCUACCAAGGAUUGUAUUCCACCUGAAAAGGUGUUUUUUCACCAUAACAACAGUGGAAGCUCAGGUACAAGAUUAGCACCUGUGCUUUUACCCUCUAUACCUAAAAUCGAAAAAACAAACAGCAUUCCUUGUAAAGAAAUAUUAAAUUCAUCAGAUUCUGUAAAUGAAAUACGUUCAAUCAUAAACAGUGACCCUAAAGAGGCCAUUGCUGAGACAGAUGAAGGCCUAAAGUCUUGCAGGUCUAGAUUGUACCUAAAGGCAAUAGAGAGACAAAGUUUUUCCCUAAACGCUGCCUUUCCAGGGGAACCCAAUCCUUUCUCUGUCCGACAAAAGAUAAAGUCCUUUGAGAAUCUUGCUAGCCUUGAUAAGCCUGUGGUCAAAUGCAUUGACAUUCAGUCUUAUGCUCUAACGUGCAGGCCCCCACAUAACCAGAGGCUGUCCACUUAUAUGGACUUGGUUAGCUCUGUUGACUGUACACUUAGAAGAAGCUUUAGUUCUUGUGCGGAAAAUCUUAACUCUACUUUACCUCCCUCAUCUAUUGUUGGAACUACUCCUUCAAGGCUUUCACUGAUAAACUUUGACCUGCCUGCUGCAGACUUCAAGCCAGCUCCUCUGGCCCAGGACAAAGUUGUGUAUGAAGUUCCAAAGGUGACUGAAGGCCUUACCUCUCAUACCCCAUCUGUCUUGCGGCAUAAGCAUGCCAAGGGGCAUACCAGCCUUUCCAGCACCAGGGUGCGAGACCUUAGAGCACUCAGUAUGCCUGACUUGGGAAAUUUUUAUACAGAGGAAAUCAACAGUGAUGCAGGUACAGUCACAAUUAAAAGUAAGCUGGGCACCCACCAUUCUUCAACCCCCAAAGGAGUCAAUGAAGGUGAUACCAGGGCCAAUAAAGGCUCUCCUCAGGGGAGCACUGGGACACAUGUGCAGAACCCAGAUCUUUCUGCCUAGUCCAUCAGAUUAGGGGAAAAGGGGGUUUCAAAUGAACUUAUUCAUCAAAUAAAAUAUUUGUUCAUCUUUCAAUGGAAAAAUAAUGUCAAGCUAAAUGCACUUAUGUAAUCUGCUCUAUUAUUCUGCUUUAUGUUCAGCUAAAGCUUUCUUUUUAAUUGGUGCCGUAGUCACAGUUUUGGAGGGUGGGUUGAAAUGGCUGCCACUGUCUACCAAUAUGUCACUUCUGCUGCCCUGUGGUGCCACUGUUAUUUCAUAUCUGAUACACAUCAUAGGGAUAGACAGUAGAGGGAAGUGAAGUGUUUUGUGUGUAUUGCAUGCCUGUUCUUCUACUACCAGAGUGGAAUAGUCUGGUUGAGUGAUUAUUUUGCAAUUAAUAAAUAAAUAGGCAAGAGUUAGCAAAAUUUAAGUUAAAUUAGUCAUUAAUUACAUUUCACUAUUUAUUUUGUUUUGAAUCAGUGAAUGAAUAACUAAGUUCCUAAAUUAACCUGCACAAUGAUGAAAUCUUUCAUUGAAGAAUUUAGUAAUGCAUCAAUGAAUGAAUAACUAAACUCAAAAAGUAAUCUCCAAAGUAAUUGUAAAAAAGACAUUUACGUUCCACUUUUUGUUAUUCCAUCAAUUACGUUUCCCCCUAAAUAAACAAACCAUAGUUCACUAACACAGCAUUUUAUACUGGAAUGGCAUAUUUAUUACAUGACAUGCAGAGAGUGACAUACCAAACGACCAUUACAACUGACAUCUUACAACCGACCAUGCACUACACAGCUAUAGUGACCUUCUACAAGGAUGCCAAGCAAGAAUACCAAGUUUCCAAUAAAUUCCUUAGAAGAAGGAUCAGUCAGUAGGGAUAGAUGGUCUUAUAGAGCUACUUUAUCAAUUUUAGGAAAUUACCCCUUCCUCCAAAUGUCACUUAUAGCUAGCUGUCUUUCCAGCUCAUCUCUGAUCAUAAACUGAAAUAUUUAUGUUAACCCUGAUGUGAAAUUUCAAAACAACAAGCCAACUGGUUAUGUUCGCUUUUUAAAAUUCAAGGUUACUGACUACCAGAUAAGGUUGUAGUACAUGUCAGGAAUUCCUCCUGGUUGAAUCCACAACAUAUGAACAUAAGGUGUUCCAAGUUAAAAAAAAAAAAAGAAAAGAAGAUAAAACUAGGUACAUCUAAUGUGAUCAUAUAAAGUAUCUAAGUAAAAAAGUAUUCAGUAUCUAAAAUUAUGGAAAUAUCUAAACAUGAAAUUUGCAAAUAAGUUAAAAUAUCUGGAAUGACAUACAUAGCAGCACUCCUCUGUACAAUAUUCAUAUCUUUAUUAAUGUACAUGUAGGAGAUAUUGCUGUGAUAAGAUACCAUAUUAACAUGAAUCUGUUCAAAUUAAUCUUUUGAGUCUGACUCGAGUCCAAAUUUUUCAUACUUGAGGCUUGACUUGGAUAGCUUAGAGAUGUCUAACCCACUGACUUCUGUGUGGAAGUGGAUGUGGGGAAGUGUGGAAGACCAAAUUAUUUUCUGUUGAUAUGUGGCACCAAUGUGGCUUUCAGGUUGAUUUUUAUUGUUCUGAUAUAGUGAUUGUUGAAAUAAGAUUACACAGGCAUUAGGGGAAGCUCGGGAAAAACGAUAACCUCGGCUUCUAUUAUUAUUAUUUUUACGCUUAAAUAGCUGGCUAGUGUGUAGGCAUUACUUUGUAUAAAAGUAAUCACAUUGGUUCUAAUAAUUUAUGUUAAAUGUUUUUGGUAGUAAAUUGUAUGAAUAGCUUUUUGAUGUCAAAAUGGAUAAGACAUAAUUUUUUGCUAUUAAAAAUGGUCAACCUUUGAAAAUUUUGAGAUAUUUUAUUAGAUAUUAAAUUGGUAAUGGUUUUAUUUGCUCCGACUUGACUUUUCUACAUUUAGGUGGCUUUCACACCUACAUCAUAUGAUGCGUACUCAAUUAAUUUUUUAAAGUUUUGACCAUUUUGACAGGUGUGAACAUGUCAGGCUAACUCUGGUCCAAACCAGACGACCAAAGGUUCACCAAAAGUUGGGGUCUUGGUCAACUUCUAAAUAAACAUGGUGCAGAUAAUUCUGAUGUGAAAACACUUUCAAUAAAGUAUGAAUA